Molecule: messenger RNA, 2355 nt
Organism: Pteronotus mesoamericanus
Lineage: Eukaryota; Metazoa; Chordata; Mammalia; Chiroptera; Mormoopidae
Product: A disintegrin and metallopeptidase domain 3-like
Exons: 20
Coding region: 1-2355 (784 amino acids)
Biological process (GO): male gonad development; proteolysis; cell adhesion
Cellular component (GO): plasma membrane
Molecular function (GO): metalloendopeptidase activity
Source: RefSeq, a predicted model, not a curated record
AUGCUCCUCCUCUUGCUGGUCCUCUCAUGCCUGGGCCGGCUGACCUCCGCCGGCCAGUACUCUGAAACAUCACAUCUGCGAAUUACAGUGCCACGGAAGCUUGGGACCAACACCAAUGACGGCGAUGCUUCAGAAACACGUGUCAUUUAUGCUAUCAAAAUUGACAGAAAAACAUACACUCUUCACCUUGAAAAACAGUCAUUUUUAGACCCUCAUUUCCUGGUAUAUUCAUACAACGAAUCAGGAACAUUGUAUCCAGAUUCGUCAUUUACAAAGGACCAUUGUUUAUAUCAAGGAUAUGCCGCAGAGAUUCCAAAAUCAGUCGUGACACUUAGAACCUGUUCUGGACUCAGGGGAUUAUUGCAGUUGGAGAAUGUCAGUUAUGGAAUUGAGCCAUUGGAAUCUGCAGCUACAUUUGAGCAUAUACUUUAUCAAAUAAAGAAUAAUAAAACUGAUUUUUUCCUUUCAAGAGGAAAUUAUCCUACCACUCAAUCUGCAGAUCAACCCUAUAAAAUUCUUGUGAAGUCAGAAAAAAAAUCAGGUGAUGUGCUAUUGAAAAAAACUCUGAAAAUACAAAUCAUUAUGGAUAAAGCCUUGUAUGAUUAUAUGGGCUCUGAAGUGGCAGUUGCAGUUGAGAAAGUUGUCCAUAUCUUAGGUCUCAUCAAUUCUAUGUUUUCCCAGCUAAACAUGACUGUUAUGUUAACAUCUUUGGAGCUCUGGUCGGAUAAAAAUAAAAUUUUAUCUAAUGGGGAUGCUAAUGAAGUACUGCAGAGAUUUGUGUCAUGGAAAGAAAGUUUUUUGUUUCGAAGAUCCCGUGAUAUGGCAUUUUUAUUAAUUUACAGGGAUUCUCCUAAUUAUGUGGGAGCAACAUAUCGUGGAAUGGCAUGUGAUCCAAAACUAGCUGCAGGAGUUGUUCUGUAUCCAAAGAAGAUAAGUUUAGAGGCAUUUUCAGUUGUUAUGGCACAGUUGCUUGGAAUUAAUCUGGGAUUAACAUAUGAUGACAUCUAUAAUUGUUACUGUCCAGGAACUGUAUGCAUUAUGAAUCCUCAAGCAAUACGUUCCCGUGGUGUAAAGUUUUUCAGCAGUUGCAGUGAGGAUGAAUACAAAGGUAUAGUUUCACAGCCAGAAUUAAAAUGUCUUCAGAAUGGAACUGUUUUCAAAUUGGCUGCCCAAGGAAGACAAAUGACUUGUGGCAAUGGGAUUUUGGAAACUGGAGAACAAUGUGAUUGUGGCCGUGUUCAGACAUGCGCCUUUAAGAAGUGCUGUAAUCCUGCAACUUGUGUACUGAUUGGAUAUGCAGAAUGUGGCAGUGGACCAUGCUGUGACAAAAAUACUUGCCUGAUACGUGAAAGAGGACAUAUAUGUCGGAGAAGCAUCGAUCCAUGUGAUUUUACAGAAUUUUGCAAUGGAUUAUCUGAGUUUUGUAUGCCAGAUAUGAAAUCUGCUGAUUUAGAAACAUGCAAUAAUAAAACCGCCUACUGCUUUAGUGGAAUAUGCCAAGAUAUGGAUAAACAGUGUGCGCAGGCUUUUGGAAAAUAUGCUAAAGGUGCUGAUUUUCUAUGUUUACAAGAAGUGAAUAUUCAGAAUGAUUUGUUUGGAGAUUGUAGACACAGGCGGUGUUCUUAUAUGGAUACCAUUUGUGGAAAGUUAGUUUGUCACUGGACACAUACAAGUCUCUCAAUACCAACUUCAGGUUAUGAUAUUCAAUAUACUUACUACGGAGGCCAUGUAUGUAUGUCAGGAAAUCUCAGACAUGGUGCAAAAAUUAAAAACCUCUUUGUAAGAGAUGGCACUAUGUGCGACGAAAAUCGAUUUUGUCAACGAAGUUAUUGCAGACCUGUCGGUGAAUAUAACAGAACAAUAACGUGUAAUGCAAUAACCAAAUGCAAUGGACAUGGGGUUUGUAAUUCUAGAGGCAACUGUCAUUGUGAUGCUGGAUAUGCUCCUCCUUCUUGUGAUCCAUCAGUGUCAUCCCCAGGAGGAAGUAUCGAUGAUGGGUUUUGGAUUUUAUCUGAAGAAAAAAAUGUGAACUUCCCAAAAAGAAAACCACGUGGUUCUCCUCGAAAAAAUGGCCUCUUGAUCAGUUUCUGCAUUUUUCUACCUUUCCUUAUUUUAAUUGCCGUCAUUGCUCUUAAAUGGAAUAAGAUAAAAUUUUGGGUAAGAGAGGAACCAGUAAGUGAAGGAGUCGCCAUUUCUCGCAGCAGCUCCCUUCUUCAGGAUCUCGGGUAUGAUGUUCUCCACCUCUAUGUAAUAGUUCAAGGAAACAUGCACCAUGUUGCACUGGAUCAUACCCCAGGAAGGCACAUGUCCCAAGAGAGUGGCUUCUCUGUACGUUUUUCAGAGAAGCAGAAGUAG